Colossoma macropomum (tambaqui) is the source of this 702-nucleotide messenger RNA. Its product is annotated as H-2 class II histocompatibility antigen, A-Q alpha chain-like. Gene Ontology annotation, biological process: antigen processing and presentation of exogenous peptide antigen via MHC class II; positive regulation of T cell activation; immune response. NCBI's taxonomy places the organism in Eukaryota, Metazoa, Chordata, Actinopteri, Characiformes, Serrasalmidae. The coding region runs from base 1 to 702 and encodes 233 amino acids. The record is from RefSeq and is a predicted model, not a curated record. The transcript has 4 exons. Gene Ontology annotation, cellular component: membrane; MHC class II protein complex. Gene Ontology annotation, molecular function: MHC class II protein complex binding.
AUGAAGCUGUGUUUGAUUCUCGUCUGGGCAGCUUUUCUCUCCACAGAGGCUAAAACUCGGCACAGGGUCGUAGGACUAAUCCUGUGCUCUGAUACAGAGCGAGAGGUCAUGUAUGGAGAUAAUGAAGAAGAAAUGUACCACAUUGACUUCAGCAAGGGUAAAGGAGUGAUGACACUGCCGAGGUUUUCAGAGCCCAUUUCCUAUCCAAUAGCUUAUGAGUCAAGUAUGGGUAGAAUGGAAGUUUGCAAAAGCAGCUUGAAGAUUUGGACAAAAAAUUACAGCAAUCCUGAACCGCUGGAUGCUCCACAAAGCUCCAUCUACUCCAAGAAUGAAGUGGAGGUGGGCUUUGAAAACACCCUCAUCUGUUACAUCACUGGAUUCUACCCACCUCAUGUUAAAGUGUCGUGGACUAGGAACAACGUCAAUGUGACGGAUGAAGUCAGUCUCAGCAGAUAUUAUCCAACCAAUGAUGGAAGUUUCAAUGUGGUCUCCUUUCUGAAGUUCAUUCCAGAGAAGGGUGACAUCUACACCUGCACUGUGGAGCACACAGCGCUGGACAGACCACUGACCAGAACAUGGGAUGUGCAGGUCACUCUGCCCAGUGUGGGUCUGUCCGUGUACUGUGGAGUGGGUCUGACUGCAGGCAUGAUGGGAGUCGCUGUUGGAGUUUUCUUCUUCAUCAAAGGAAACAACUGCAAAUGA